CUUUUCCCUUGGCAUAAUAAUACCCACACAGCAUUCCUCUUUUGAUUCUCCAGCUCUCUCCUCCGAUCCACAUAGUCAAAGAUGGCCUCUCAGACUACAGUCCUCAAGGUUGGUAUGUCAUGCCAAGGUUGUGUCGGAGCUGUGAAAAGGGUUCUUGGAAAACUGGAAGGUGUAGAAUCAUAUGACAUAGAUUUCGAUGCACAAAAGGUGACAGUGAAGGGCAAUGUGCCAGCUGAGACGGUUCUGCAAACUGUAACCAAAACUGGCAAGAAGACUGCCUACUGGGAGGCAGACGCACCAGCAGAACCCGAAGCAAAGCCAGCAGAGCCUGCAGAAGCUGUGGCUGCUGCAUAGAGUAUUUUCAUGUCGAAUAUUGUAAGAUUGGCGAAUGUUAUAUGACGCACUGUAAACUUAUGAUGCACCCUGUUGCUUGGUUGUAAGCUACCCUAUUUCUUUCCAAGCUUGCUGUAUGAAUUUCUGUAUAAAUAAUUGAAGUGACAUAAUUUGGUGGUA
Argentina anserina (silverweed cinquefoil) is the source of this 513-nucleotide messenger RNA. RefSeq names its product copper transport protein ATX1-like. The transcript is spliced from 3 exons. Gene Ontology annotation, molecular function: metal ion binding. The record is from RefSeq and is a predicted model, not a curated record. NCBI's taxonomy places the organism in Eukaryota, Viridiplantae, Streptophyta, Magnoliopsida, Rosales, Rosaceae. The coding region runs from base 82 to 354 and encodes 90 amino acids.